AACAUUGUCUUGUCCAUCAAGACUGGCGCCACCGAGGCUUUCGACAAGCUGCCCACUCAGCUGCUCACCAUCUUGCAAUGCGCCGACACUCUCCUACUCUUCUCCGACUUGGACCAAGACAUCCACUCGCUGCACAUCCACGAUGUGCUUUCUCGUUAUGAUCCCGACUUCCUCGCACACCACCCCGACUUUGAGCUAUAUCGCAAGCAAAAAGAAUACCAAGCCGAGGGCCGUGACAUCCACACACUGAGCACAAUGAAAGACUCCAAUUCUGAUUGGCGAACUGCUGGCCACAAUGCAGCCUGGGCUCUUGACAAGUACAAGUUUCUGCAUAUGAUUGAAAGAGCUUGGGAGCUACAACCGGACAAAGACUGGUAUGUCUUUGCCGAGACCGACACCUAUAUUGUCUGGCGCAACCUCGUGCAAUGGCUCCAGAGAUUUGAUCCAAGCGAGCCACUCUAUCUCGGGCGGGGUGAACCUAUGAAGAAAGAGGAAGGAGAUGGCUUCUACUUUGCCCAUGGCGGAAGUGGCUUUGUGCUGUCGCGUGCUGCCAUGUAUCACUUCUGCGUCACCAAAAAGGGCCUUGCUAGCCGAUGGGACGCUAGGAUUCCCGAUCUAUGGUUCGGUGAUUACGUCGUAGCCAAAGCACUCAAGGAGGAGCUUGAUCUCAAUCUGACCUCGGCCGCGCCCAUGUUUAGCGGCCACAAGCCCAUGAGCUUGCCCAUUGGUACUGGCAUCUGGUGUCGUCCUGUCAUUACUCAGCACCACUUGCGUUCCGAGGAGGUGCAAAAUCUAUGGAUGCUGGAGGAUGAGUUUUACACAAAUCCAUCUUCAAACACUCUACCACACAUACGCUUUUCACAUCUAUUUAGAGAUAUACUGUCUGGUGUCAUAUUUCCAGAGCUGCGCUCUGAGUGGGAUAACCUGUCGCAAGACAGUAUCUACACGAUU
Messenger RNA from Aureobasidium melanogenum CBS 110374, 951 nucleotides. RefSeq lists its product as uncharacterized. The annotation marks the transcript as partial. Gene Ontology annotation, molecular function: glycosyltransferase activity. The record is from RefSeq and is a predicted model, not a curated record. The transcript has a single exon. NCBI's taxonomy places the organism in Eukaryota, Fungi, Ascomycota, Dothideomycetes, Dothideales, Saccotheciaceae. Gene Ontology annotation, cellular component: membrane.